Molecule: messenger RNA, 1686 nt
Organism: Erythranthe guttata (spotted monkey flower)
Lineage: Eukaryota; Viridiplantae; Streptophyta; Magnoliopsida; Lamiales; Phrymaceae
Product: GHMP kinase family protein
Biological process (GO): isoprenoid biosynthetic process; isopentenyl diphosphate biosynthetic process, mevalonate pathway
Cellular component (GO): cytosol
Molecular function (GO): diphosphomevalonate decarboxylase activity
Source: RefSeq, a predicted model, not a curated record
CCCCUCCCCCACCCCUACACGCACAUCACAUGCACAUAUACACACACACACACACACACACACAACAGACUAUACAUACAUCCGCACUCACCAAUCCACACACACACAUAUAUAUAUAUGUGUAGCUCCCCAGUUGUGAGAUCGGAUCCAACGCAGAGCCCACAGUAACGACAUUCUUCGGAUCCUCUCGCACCAUCGAAAUUCGCGCAAGGGUAAUAUGGCGGCUGAGAGCGGCGAUAAGUGGAUUCUCACGGUGACGGCGCAGACGCCGACGAACAUAGCGGUGAUUAAGUACUGGGGGAAGAGACACGAGGAACUCAUUCUCCCGAUCAACGACAGCAUUAGCGUUACUCUCGACCCCGACCACCUCUGCACCACCACCUCCGUCGCCGUCAGCCCCGCCUUCACUCAUGACCGCAUGUGGCUCAACGGAAAGGAGGUAUCUCUUUCUGGAGACAGAUUCCAGAAUUGUUUGAGGGAACUCCGGUCGCGUGCUAGUGAUGUUGAGGAUGAGAAGAAGGGUAUUAAAAUCUCAAAAAAAGACUGGGAGAAGCUACGUUUGCACAUUGUUUCUUUUAACAAUUUCCCAACUGCGGCUGGUUUGGCGUCAUCAGCUGCUGGCUUGGCAUGCCUGGUUUUUUCCCUGGCUAAUCUAAUGAAUGUGAAAGAAGAUCACAGCAAACUCUCUGCUAUUGCAAGGCAAGGUUCAGGAAGUGCUUGUCGCAGCUUGUUCGGAGGAUUUGCCAAGUGGAUCAUGGGAAAAGAGGAAAAUGGUAGCGACAGUAUUGCCGUUCAACUUGCAGAUGAAAAGCACUGGGAUGACCUUGUUAUCAUCAUUGCAGUGGUAAGUUCGAGACAGAAGGAAACAAGUAGUACCUCUGGGAUGCGUGACACUGUUGAAACCAGCAUGCUUUUACAACAUAGAGCAAAGGAAGUAGUUCCAAAACGGGUAAAACAGAUGGAGGAAGCAAUAGAAAAGCGCGAUUUUCCAUCCUUUGCUCGUCUGGCCUGUGCUGACAGUAAUCAGUUUCAUGCAGUCUGUCUGGAUACCUUGCCCCCUAUAUUCUACAUGAAUGACACAUCUCACAAGAUAAUCAGCUGUGUUGAGAAAUGGAAUCGUCACGAAGGAACACCUCAGGUGGCUUAUACUUUUGAUGCUGGCCCGAACGCAGUGCUAAUUUCACACAACAGAAAGACUGCUGCCCUUUUGCUUCAAAGGCUGCUCUUCCUCUUCCCUCCUCAGUCAGAUACUGAUUUGGACAGCUAUGUUAUUGGUGACAAGACGAUAUUAAAAGAUGCCGGCAUUCAUGAAAUGAAAGAUGUGGAAGCUCUUGCUCCACCUCCAGAACUUAAGGAGAAUGCUCCUACCCGAAACAAGGGAGAUGUUAGUUACUUCAUCUGCACAAGACCUGGGAGAGGUCCAGUGGUACUAAAUGACGAAAGUCGUUCUCUUAUUAACUCCGAAACUGGGCUGCCCAAGUGAAAUAGUGUCCCGGUUUUGAGUUUUUAAAUGUUGUGUUGUUACUCAGGCCAUCUAAAUUUGUGAGCCUUUUACAUUGUUUUGUGUUUAGAGUGUGUUUUACUGUCAAAACUAGUUGAAGUUUUAGUACCAUUUGAUGAUCCUGUUUGUACUUGUGUACUUGUCUAAACAAAUCCAAAAUUUAUAUAAUAAAUAAAUUCCAGGUA